AACUAUCAUGUAACGUAAAAGUCGUAGAUACGAAGUUUCGAGGAAACUGCAGAGUAACUCACACUUGUCUAAAAUUCUUCCUUUUAUAAACCUCUCAAUGAUCUGUUCUAUUAGCUUCAUCAAAUCUUUCUAUAACUCCAUGAUGAAGCUCAUCAAAUUCAAUCCCAAACGUUUCUUCUCAUCCAAGAAACCAUCCAAAGUGUCUCGAUCCGGAACGUCCUCGUUAGGUUCCGCUUCGUCUUCCUCUUCCGGAGAAACCAAAAACCUAUGCGUCACCACUUCUUCUCCUUACUACUCGCACCUCGAGCUUCUCAAAGCGUUCACGCUUAUUGACAAAGACAACGACGGAGCUGUCUCCAGACACGAUCUUGAAGCGCUUCUGACUCAGCUUGGUCCUAAUCCGCCGAACAAAGAUGAGAUCAACGUCAUGCUUCGUGAAGUAGAUCGUGACGGCCAUGGUACGAUUAGCAUCGAUACGCUGGCUACUCGCGUCGUCUCCUCUGUCUCAUCUGAUUCGUCCCACGGCUCGUCGACGGAGCUGAAAGAGACGUUCGAGCUCUUUGAUUCGGAUCGUAAUGGUUUGAUCUCGGCGGAGGAGCUUCUCCGUGUGUUCGCCGCCGCGAUAGGUGAUGACCGGUGCACGUUAGAGGAAUGCAGUCGAAUGAUAGCAGCCGUGGACGAAGACGGUGACGGAUUCGUGAGUUUUAACGAGUUUUCUCGAAUGAUGGAUCUUUACUGAUGAUCCAUCCUUUAUAAAGUUUACUCUACUUUCUCGAAAAUUAGGGUUCUUUCUUUAGUGAAAAUGUCUACAAUAUAAUAUUUGUUUAAAUCAAAUAAUCAUAUAAAAUAAUUAAAAAUUAGUGUAAAUUUUCGUUUUAUUUGGGUUGUAAUUUGAGGAGAUGAUGUAAAUAUUUUUUUUGUUU
Molecule: messenger RNA, 923 nt
Organism: Capsella rubella
Lineage: Eukaryota; Viridiplantae; Streptophyta; Magnoliopsida; Brassicales; Brassicaceae
Product: probable calcium-binding protein CML36
Exons: 1
Coding region: 98-739 (213 amino acids)
Molecular function (GO): calcium ion binding
Source: RefSeq, a predicted model, not a curated record